This is a messenger RNA of Aspergillus pseudotamarii, 267 nucleotides long. RefSeq lists its product as uncharacterized. The transcript is spliced from 4 exons. The coding region runs from base 1 to 267 and encodes 88 amino acids. Lineage: Eukaryota; Fungi; Ascomycota; Eurotiomycetes; Eurotiales; Aspergillaceae. The record is from RefSeq and is a predicted model, not a curated record.
AUGGUUAAAGAUCUCACCUUUGAUGUCAGUUAUGACAACGAGCUAGCCCACAUAUACUACGGAGACGGGAAAAAGCUUGCUGAUCAUUUACGGGAGAUUUAUCACGACAAGAAUCUCCAGUUCCCUGAUGAAUUCGACUCUAAUUUAACUACCCCUCCGAUCCAUUAUAUGUCGGUGGAAGCACCGGACGAAGCCAACCUUGACGAUUUAAAGAAUGUGAAUGUUCCUCCUGGCUUGAAUGUUGAUAUUAUGGAGUGGCAUUUGUAA